This is a messenger RNA of Zygosaccharomyces rouxii, 1497 nucleotides long. It is a transcript of the gene PRP19, whose product is annotated as E3 ubiquitin-protein ligase PRP19. The record is from RefSeq and is a predicted model, not a curated record. The transcript has a single exon. The coding region runs from base 1 to 1497 and encodes 498 amino acids. Gene Ontology annotation, cellular component: cytoplasm; U2-type catalytic step 1 spliceosome; Prp19 complex. Gene Ontology annotation, molecular function: ubiquitin protein ligase activity; protein binding. Gene Ontology annotation, biological process: DNA repair; mRNA splicing, via spliceosome; protein ubiquitination. NCBI's taxonomy places the organism in Eukaryota, Fungi, Ascomycota, Saccharomycetes, Saccharomycetales, Saccharomycetaceae.
AUGUUUUGUGCCAUCAGUGGUAAGCCGCCAAGAACACCAGUAGUAUCGCUUGUUUCCAAAUGCGUGUUUGAAAAAGAUCUGAUUGAACAGUACAUUCAAGAGACCGGUAAUGAUCCCAUCAGUAAUGCACCAUUGAGUGUAGAUCAACUACUUAUCAUUUCGCAAACACCACAACAAUCUGCGUUUACCAAUGCUGUGAAUUCAUCUACUUUAAACAGCAACUAUAGUAUCCCCAAUCUACUUUCCUCAUUGCAAAAUGAAUGGGAUGCCAUCAUGUUAGAAAACUUUAGACUUAGGAAACAAUUAGAUGCAUUUACCAAACAAUUAUCCACUGCCUUGUAUGAACGUGAUGCUGCCAAAAUUGUAGCUUCUAAUGCUCUCAGGGAAAGAGAACAAUUAGUACAGGAAUUGAACCAAUUGAGUUUGCACCUUGGAGUAGAUGAAGCGGAAGAAUCAGAAGAGCAAGUGACUGGAUUACCACAGGACCUGAUAGAGCAACUCUUGAACGCUUCGAAAGAGUACGUGAAUAUUACUAAAAAGAAUAAAGAUCUAUUCGUGGAUGAGGUAUCCGAACUGGUGUGCAGGAAUAACUACAAUGCGUCGGAUUCUCCUGUACUACAAAGUGGGAGCAAGUUACGAUCAGGUUUAUCGAAAUCAGUUGUAUUCACCAUCGAUGACGGUAACACAGUAUAUUACACUCAGGGUGAUAAGAAUAGCCAAUUUGAAAUCAACGUCGAAGAGAAACUGGAGUACCUAACAAUGACCCCUAACGAGGAAUACCUAAUUUUCUCAACCACUGAUGGUAAAAUCGGUACUUAUAAUAUUAAAGAGUCCCAAAAGCAUGUCCUUGAAAUUCGUACUGAUGAAAUAAUAUUAAUCCAAUCGCACGAAUAUAUUCUCAACGACCAAUUUUUAUGGGUGGAUAAAAAGGGAAAAGUCGGGUACAGUUCUUUAGAUGGUUCUAAGACUACUCUAGUUUCACAAGGCGGAGCUGGGGACUUUUCACGAGCAGCAUUGCAUAAGGACGGGCUUCUACUAGCGCUUGUGCAAGACGAUAACAUUCAAAUCCGUAACGUGACACAAUUUGAAGAACCGCCAACAGUGUGGAAUCUCGGAAAAGAAAUAAACCAAGAGGGUUCAAUUACAGGUGUAAAAUUUAGCAGUAAUGGUUAUUGGAUGAUAGUGUCUACAACACAUGCUAUUAUGUCUUUCGACCUAAGAAAAUCUGUCGGCACACUCGCCGUUCAACCGAUUACCAUUGAAUCUCAAAUAUGGGACACCGAUCUCUCUGGUAAACAUUUAGUGAUCUGGCAAUCCGGAAGGCUGCAGUUUUACAGUUUUGUCAAAUCGAGCAAGACAUGGGAAUUGAACAAAGACCUUCCACUAAAGCCAUUGGAAGAACAAGAUUUAAAAUCAUUGAAAUUAAGCUACGGUGAAUCUGGUGCCGUCACAGUGCUGCAAUCAUUAAACAAAAUUCAAGUCUUCUCAUUGGAGUAG